This is a messenger RNA of Phragmites australis (common reed), 1202 nucleotides long. RefSeq names its product NEP1-interacting protein-like 1. The coding region runs from base 39 to 1091 and encodes 350 amino acids. NCBI's taxonomy places the organism in Eukaryota, Viridiplantae, Streptophyta, Magnoliopsida, Poales, Poaceae. The transcript has 4 exons. The record is from RefSeq and is a predicted model, not a curated record.
UGUAUGAGAUUUUGCACCAGUCGUCAGGUCGGGGCUCCAUGAUCCUUCUCCACGAAUUUUGUCAAGAUUACGGCAUGGUCGUGUCACCGGAAAAUGGCGGUCUCCCCUCCCCUGAUCGGAGUUUGUUUCUCCGGCCCCGGUCCCGGUGCAAUUGUUGGUGUACGGCUGACCUGGCGGAAAGCGCCUGGUCGCCUACCCUACAUCCCACCUCCGUUAUAAAGCCCUCGUCGACGGAUCCAUUCCCUGACGAGCUCCUAACUCACAAAGCCCGGCCGAGCUCGCGCGCAGGGCAGGCAUGGACACGACGCUGGCCGACUACUCCCGGCUCCGUCAUACCCCAGCCGUCUCGGCGGAACACCACGCAGCCCGCGGCGUCUGCUCCUUCGCCACUCGGGCCACCGAAAGCCUCGUCCGCGGCCUCGUCGCAUGCGUCUUCGCGACAGGUUAGCCAGUCGCCUCGCCAAAGUUUACGCAGGUUUCCGGCGUGGGCCGCCUUCGAUUGGUUGAUCAUCGAGCGGUCGAUCUUGGCAGUGGGCACGCUUCUCGGCGCGAUCACCGGCGGCCUGAUCGGGCUGGCGUCGGAGACCGGCGUGGUGCGAGGCACGUGGGUGGGCGGCAUCACGGGCGUGCUGGUGUCCAUGGAGGUGGUCGACUCCUCCCUCGCGAUAUGGCGCUCCGACGAGCCGGCCAUCUGGAGCGUCGUCUACGUGCUCGGCGUGAUCUGGAGCCUGCUGACCGGCCGCCUCGUGCGCGAGAACGUGGACCCCGCCGUGCUCAGCGCCGUCGAGACCCAGAUGAGCGCAGUGGAAUCACUGGCCCGGCAAGGUGACGGCGCCGACAUCUUCGAGACGGGCGGCACCAGCGGCAUGACGAGGGCGGCCAUCGACGUGCUCCCAGCUGCGAAGUUCACCGAGCGCGGCAACGUGGACGCCAGCGGCGAGCUCAUCGCGUGCUCGGUUUGCCUCCAGGAGUUUGAAGCCGGCGAGAGCGCGAGGACCCUGCCGGUGUGCCGCCACACGUUCCACCUGCCGUGCAUCGACGGCUGGCUGCUCCGGGAUGCCUCCUGCCCCUUGUGCCGCCGCGCGGUCUAGACCAUUUUUGUGAAACACAGCAACGUCACCCUUCACCCUUCUGCAGCUCGUCAGAUGGUCAGAUUGACAUCUUGUGUAACCUUAAUUUUUCGUCACCGGUUAAUAUAUGCA